Dictyostelium discoideum AX4 is the source of this 2823-nucleotide messenger RNA. It is a transcript of the gene mleuS, whose product is annotated as leucyl-tRNA synthetase. Gene Ontology annotation, cellular component: mitochondrial matrix; mitochondrion. Lineage: Eukaryota; Evosea; Eumycetozoa; Dictyosteliales; Dictyosteliaceae. Gene Ontology annotation, molecular function: aminoacyl-tRNA ligase activity; aminoacyl-tRNA deacylase activity; nucleotide binding. The record is from RefSeq and is a predicted model, not a curated record. The transcript has a single exon. The coding region runs from base 1 to 2823 and encodes 940 amino acids. Gene Ontology annotation, biological process: leucyl-tRNA aminoacylation; aminoacyl-tRNA metabolism involved in translational fidelity; tRNA aminoacylation for protein translation.
AUGUUUAAUUUAUACAGGAGUUCAUUAAAAAAUCUAAAACUACCAAAUAUAAAUAAUAAUAUUAAAUCAAAUUUGGUAAUAAGAUCAUAUACUACCAAUAUUAAUGGUAAUAUUAAAAAUGAUGAUGAUAAUAAUAAAUUUUAUUCAUUAUCACAAUUUCCAUAUCCAUCAGGAGCAUUACAUAUGGGACAUGUGAGAGUUUAUACGAUAUCAGAUUGCAUUGCAAGAUUAAAGAGAAUGCAAGGUUAUGAUGUAAUUCAUCCAAUGGGAUGGGACGCAUUUGGAUUACCAGCUGAGAAUGCAGCAAUUGAUAAACAAGUUUCACCAAGUGAAUGGACAAAUUUAAAUAUAAGUUCAAUGAGAGACCAAUUGAAGUUAUUGAAUUUCCAAUUCGAUUGGGAUAGAGAGCUAUCAACAUGCAAUAAAGAAUACUAUCGUUGGACACAGGAGAUAUUUCUAAGAUUAUUGAAAUCAGGAUUAGCCUACAGAAAGAGUGCUACCGUAAAUUGGGAUCCAAUCGACCAAACUGUGCUUGCCAACGAGCAGGUAGACGCACAAGGUAGGUCAUGGAGAUCAAAUGCGAUUGUUGAAAAAAAAGAAAUGAAGCAAUGGUUUUACAAAAUCACAUCGAUGGCAGAUAGAUUAACUGACGAUUUAGACCAGUUGCCAGGCUGGUCUGACGAAAUUAAAAAUAUGCAAAAAGAGUGGAUUGGCAGAUCGUAUGGUCACUUAAUCGAGUUCCAAAGUUGUGCCCAAAAACCAUUAUCAAAUAUCACAGUGUUCACAACACGUGCCGAAACUAUCUAUGGUGUUUCAUUUUUAGCCAUUUCUCCACACCAUUCUGAAAUCAACCAAAUUAGAGCCAAUUUAAUAAAUGAUGAAAAAAGAUUAGAAUUGGAUCAAUACUUAAAAGAGAUUCAAGAAAUUAAAAAUAAAAUGGGAACACAAGAAGAUGUUGAAAAUUUAAAAACUUUUAAUACAGGUUUAACAUUUUAUCAACCUAUAACUAAAAAAUACAUUCCAUUAAUACUUUCAAAUUUCGUACAUGCCGAUUAUGGUACAGGUGCUGUUAUGGGUGUACCAUCACAUAAUCGUUCAGAUUAUCAAGUUGCAAAACAACAAAAUUUAAAAUUAUUACCAGUUUUAGGUAUUGAAAGAGAGCAACAACAACAACAACAACAACAACAACAACAACAACAACUAGAAAUAGAAGAGGAAUGUUAUGAUUAUUCAAAUACUGGUAAAUUAAUUAAUAGUGGACAAGAUACAGGUAUUGAAUUUAAAGAAUUUAUUAAAAGAUUAGAAGAUCAACAAUUAAUAAAGAGACAAACAAAUUAUAGAAUUCAUGAUUGGUUAAUUUCAAGACAACGUUAUUGGGGUACACCAAUUCCAAUUAUUGUUUGUGAGAAAUGUGGUGAUGUACCAGUACCAUCGGAUCAAUUACCAGUUGAAUUACCAAUCGAUAUUCAAUUCACUGGUAAAGGUAAUUUAUUGAAUCAAUUAGAUCAUUGGAAGAAUGUUAAAUGUCCAUGUUGUGGAUCACAAGCAACUAGAGAAACUGAUACAAUGGAUACAUUUGUUGAUUCAUCUUGGUAUUUCCUCAGAUUUUUAGAUAGUAAAAACUCACAAUCCAUUUUCUCUUCGGAAUUGGUCAACAGAUUCAUGCCAAUCGAUGUUUAUGUCGGUGGUAUCGAACAUGCUAUCCUUCAUUUACUAUACAGUCGUUUCAUUACAAAAUUCUUAAAAGAUCAACAAUUAAUUGACCAUUCUGAACCAUUCAAAGUUUUAUUAGCACAAGGUUUAGUUAAAUCACCAACUUAUCGUGAUUCGAUAACAAAUAAACCAAUUCAUCCAUCAAAUGUUGAAUUUAAAACUAUUAAAUCAAAUGAAAGCGGUAAAUCUCAACAACAAACUAUAAAUAAAUUAACGGGUAAUCAAGUUUCCGUUACAAUUGAAAAAAUGUCAAAAUCAAAAUUAAAUGGUAUUGAUCCAAAAGAAAUCAUUGAUAAAUAUGGUUCUGAUACUUUGAAAACUUAUAUUCUAUUUAAAGCACCACCAGAGAAAUCAUUAGAUUGGGAUACUCAAGGUAUUGAAGGUUGUAAGAAAUGGUUAACAAGAAUCAAUGUUUCAAUUCAAUCAUUUUUAAAUCAAUUUGAUGUAAUUGAAGGUAAAGAGCAACACCAACAUCAACAACAACAACAUCAACAACCAUUACCUUCAUCAGAAUUUAAUGAACAACAAUCUAAAGAAGUUAAAGAUAUUCUAUUUGAAACUCAUUUAACUAUGAAUAAAGUUACAGAAUCAAUUGAUAAACAUUCUUUUAAUACUGGUAUCGCUGCAUUAAUGGAACUUUCAAAUACAUUACAAAAAUCAUCUCCACAAAUUAAAUUAACCAAAGAAUAUUAUCAAUCAUUGAGAGCAUUGACUUUAAUGUUAUUCCCAUUCUCUCCAAUAUUUUCACAAAUUCAUUGGAAAUCAUUAAUUGAUGAUUUACCACAAUCUUGUAAAUCAUUUUAUUCUGAAAACUAUUCAUCAUUUGAGCAACAAUCAUAUGGUAAUUCAAAUGAUAAUGAUGUCUUUAAUCAACGUUGGCCAAAACCAACUCCAUCCGCUUUAGUUAGAGAUUUCAAUAGUUUGGUCAUUCAAUUCGAUGGUAAAACUAAAGGUGUUGAAUCAAUUCCAACUUCAAUCACUGAUUUCUCAAAUUUUGUUCAAUCAAAUUCAAAAUAUUUAAAUAGAUUCAAAGAUAAAACUAUUGAUCAAAUUUUCAUUGGUACAACAAAAACUGGAAAUUCUAUUAAUUUCACUUUUAAAAAAAAAUAA